AUGAGUGAGAACGGCGGGCUGCUCACGCUCGAGCCCGAGGAAUUGAUUUUCCAGGAUGUGCACCUUAACCAGGCCUACACGCAAGUGGUCACAAUUACAAAUAAUUUGCGAGCCACGGUGGAGGCCACCGUUCGUUCUGGCAGCACAGAUCGCUUUACUGUAUCCCCAUCGAAGAUAUUUCUGAAGUCAGGCCACUCCUGCCAGCUCCAAGUCACGCUCAAGGUUCUGAAAUUUGUGCAAAAGAGGAAGGCAGCAGAGCAGGGUCAGCGGGAUGUCUUCCACAUCAAGGCUACAUACUUCGAUCAGAAGUUCCAUGCAACGUUCUUCUUGGCCCCGGAAGAAGCUGGAAUGGAGCGCAUCCCCCGUCCAAUUGGAGCGGCACUCAGAGAUCCCACCCCACCGCGAACAGACCCAAGAGGACACUCCAGAAUGCCUUCAGCCGCGCCAGCACAUACUGCUGAGCGUCAGCAGAGUGCAGAGAAUGCCAGUGCAGCGGAAGACAUGUCUCAGAUGCGUGGGUCAAUCAGCGAACCCCCACAGCGGCGCAGCUCCCGCUUCUCAGCCUGGCAGAUGGCAGACAGAGGCGCCGAGCAGCUAUUGUCUGAGCCACACCAGGACGCAGCAGCUCACAAUGCUGUCUUACACAGGUCCAGAGAGCCCACAGAGCCGCAAGGGGGGGCUGCCAUGCAAGCCAAAAGCAGCUUUCAUCAGCCAGCUAGCGGGAUAGCCAGCCCACAAGUCCAGGGGCAAGGAGGCAGCUGGAGCCAUGAGGAGGAGGAGCUGUUAGACAGGGAGGUGCAGGACGAGCUGCUGGCCACUAUAGAGGAGCAGGAGCAGGCUCUCAGGGAGAAGGAUGAGAUGCUGGAGUAUCUGCAGUCUUGCUUGAGAGCGGCCGAGAUGGAGGCAGCGCAGGCCACAGGGGCAGCCUCGCCAAUGCAGGGCCUCAUGCCGGAGCGCGAGAAUGCAGGGGAGGCUCAUCCGCAGCACAGAGAGCUGCAAGCAGCUAACGCACAGCUCGAGGGGGCGAACGCGCAGCUGCGCGGGCGGGUGCAGGAUCUGGCGGCGGAGCUGCAGGAAGCUAGGGAGGAGCUGGUGGCACUGGGGGGCCUGCAGGAACAGCUGGCGGCUGACGUGGAGGGUGAUGUGGACGUGGAUGCGCUUGUUUUGGCCGCCGUUGGGAGGGAACGCGCGGCGCAGGACGCACGCAACAGCAAGGUGCUCGAGCUGCUCAAGAGCAAGGACCAGGUGAUCGAGCGGUUUGAGGUGCGUUUUGCGGAGGCGCAGGCGGAGACGCGCCAGCUGGCGGCUGACCUGGCGGAGGCCCGGCGGCGCGCGGAGGCGGCCGAGGCGCGCGCGGCUGAACUGCUGGAGCAGCGGGCCAAAGCGCGCAGAGCGCAGGAGCGCCAGCUGACCGAGGCCGCCAACCUGCAGGCCUCGCUGCGCGCCAACACCGCCGCCCUCAAGGCUGAGUUAGAGUCAUACAAGAGGGAGGCAGCGCGCAAGAGCCCGGAGCCUCGCAGGCGCGAAGUGGGCGCCUCUGGGAGCAAGGCCAAGGGCAGCAGUGACGCGAGGGAGGCUGCUCUGAAAGCUGAGCUGAAUGUCACAUCACAAUCGCUGGCGGCCUCCAAGCAAGAGGCUGAGGCCCUCUCCGUUGGCUUGCAAAAAGCCAACGCCUUCAUCGAGGUGUCUUCCCUGCCCUGCUUGUUCCUCUUCAAGGAUCUGCAAGGCCAGUUGGCAGCCCAGCAGGAAGCGGCUGCGGCCAAAGAGAAGGAGGCAUCACAGCUGCAGGAGCAGAUCACUGAGUUGGAAGCCAUUCUUUCAGAGCCCGGCAAGGACCCAGUGCAAACGCCAUCCUCCAGAGUGAAGGAUCUGGAAGAGAAGGUUGCUGCGCUGGAGGCAAGCAAUGGCGAGUUGGAGCAGGCUCUGGUCGCUUUGCGCUCUGAGCAUGAACGCCAUGCCAGGCCCCAACAGCGUGAACACGAGGGAGGUAUGCCCGGCUGCAAGGCUCUGCAGCUGGCGCACUUUGACACGUCAUCAGCCGGCACCAUCGCGGAGCUCAGAGCUUCCAGCGCUGAGAAGAGCGCCCUGCUGGCGGCGGCCGAGGAGCGGCUUGCGCGGCUUGAGGCCCUGCACAGCAUUGCGCAGGCAUGCAGCACCACCCACUCUUGCACAACAACAUCUGGGAUAGACCACGAGACGGCCAUGUGUGGAGAGCAGCAGCUGGAGGAGAUGAGGGCUGCCCUGGUGGGCCUGGGAGAAGUAGCCCAGCUGGGCAAGGCAGAUGCACUCAGUGCCAGGGCACUGGCGGCGCGGCUGAGCGCGCGUGUCAGCGAGAUGGUCAUGUCAGAGCAGCGCGCCACUGCGGCAGCGGAGGUUGCCGCCAAAAGGCUGGCGGAGGCACAGGAUGCCCACCACACAGAGGUGGCCGCACUGCGCGAGGUGGCGCGCGCCAAGGAGAAGGCGUUCAGGGAUGCGCUGCAGCUGCAGAGCAGUGUCAAUGGCGCUGCUGUGCCAGGAGCAGAGGAAGCUUCUGCAGCAGCUGCCAUUCAGGACGCGAAGCUGGCAGAUGCUGCCUGCCAGGUCAAGAGCACUGGCAUUGAUGCUCAGCAGUCGAGCAAGUGCGGCGGAAGCCCCACAGCAGGCACUCCUCCUACAAGUGUUGCUUCGGGAGCUGAGGAGCAGAGCCAAGCCCUGCAAGAAGCCGCGGCAGCGAAGGCUGAAGCUGCAAACCUCAAGGCUGAACUGCUGGCAAAGGAAAAAGAGCUGCAGAGCGCAUUCGCAGCAGCAGAGCAGGCCCUGGCAGAAGCAAAUGGCAGGGCAACGAGCGCCACGAAGGAUGCCGAGGAGUGGGCGAGGGAGGCCGAGGACAGACGCAUGCAGCUGUCAGUCCUCAUGGAGACCAUGGAGACUCUGCAGACCGGAUCCUUAGGUGACAAGGAACAGCGGAUCGUCGCCUUGACGGCGAAGUUCGCGGCCGCCCGUCUGAAGGAGGCUGCGGCGGUGCGCCGCGUAGAUGACCUGACCAAGGAGGCGGCAGCUCGGGAGGAAGCUGCCGCGCAGCUGCACGUCCGGCUGGAAGCCGCCGAACGCCAGCUGGUUCAGCUGCACGCUGACCUGGACGCCGCGGACCGGCACACCGCGCAGCUCACCGCAGAUCUUGACGCUGCAAGCAUCUGCAGGGACGCUGCAGUGCAGGAUGCUGCAGCGGCACAGGCGCAGCUGCUGCUGCAGGAAGAGGUGGCGAGGGCCGCAGCGGCUGAGGCCGAGCAGCGAGUGGUCCAGUCACAGGAGGCGCUGUCUGCUGCGGAGGCAGAGCUGCUUAGGACCCGAGAGGAGGCUGACAGGACUCUGCAGCAUGACCGGGAGACCUUGCAAGCAGAGUCAUAUGCCAGAUGUGCUGCGCUGGCUGAGGAGCUGCAGGCCACCAGGGCCAGCCACAGGGAGGCUGUGCAAAAUGCUCAGGCGGAGCUGGCUGCCUCCCAACAGGCUGCCGCUGCCGCCCUCGCCUCCCGCCCUCUCCCUGAGGACCUCGAGAAGGCAAGUGAAGCUGCACUGGAGCGGGCACAGGAGAAGGAAGCUGCCGCGCAGGCAGCCGGGGCGAAGGCAACGUGCGCGCAGCAGCAGGCGGAACAGCUGGCGGCUGAGGUGGACGUGCUGAGCGCUGAGGUGGCAGAGCUCCGGGCGGAUGCUGAGACCCGCGGCGCUGCUGUGGAGGGCCUGCAUGCCACACUGGAACGCAUCGAGCGCGCGACCGCCGAGCAGAUUGGCCCUGUGCGGCGAGCAGGGCAAGUGCGCUGGUCAGCUGAUGGUGCCUGGGACUCCCGGGCCGGGACAGACGGCCGGCGCGCAAGCGCGGAGGACGUGUCGUUGGCGUCCCUUUCCAAGGAGCUUGUGCACGCGCGCAUGUCUGAAGCAAACAUGCAGCGCAAGCUCCGGGUGGCGGCCAGAGCAGAGGAGAUGCUGCGCGAGCGCCUCUCACAGCGCGACCAGCGCAUAACAGAUUUGAAGUCCGCCGUGGCCGCUGCUGAGGCUGAAGCGGCUGAUGCCAGACGAGGCCUCGCUUGCACUUUUGUCGCAGACAAGCCUCAGGCAGCCACUCAGACUGAAGCGCACCUUCUCACUGCCAGAAGCUUUGAAUCAGAGACAGCUACAGCGGGGGAACCCACGAUCUCUGCCCCCACAGCAGAGGCCCUUGCAGCGACAGCCUCUGGGGAGCCAGAUGUCAGCAGCCCAGGACAGGUCGCUGAGCAGUGCACCCAUGAUGCGGGGAAUCCCUCUUCAGCCGUUGACAGUGGGAGGCUCCCAGCAGGGAUCUCAGGCAGCCUGGCUGAGACCCCCCUUCUGGCAUUGCCGGCCCCAGAGGCAAGCAUACACAGGGAAGCCGAUCCUGCCGGAGGCCCUGCAGCCCAGGGGCCUGACUCACCUAGGGAGCGCAGCAGCCAGAGUACAGCGCUGGUGCUGCGUGAGAGCAACGACGGCGGCAGUCCGCAGCGGGGGGCGGCUGAGGCGCUCGCGGACGCGCGGCUGGAGAUGGCGCGGCGGAACGCGGAGAUUGCGCACCUGCAAGGCAGCCUGACUCAGCUCGUGGCCGCGCAACAGGCGCAGUUGCACCGUCCCUCCCCGGCCGUCGCCGCAUGCGAGCAGGACAUUACGGAGCUGUCGAGGCAGCUGCGCGAGCUGCAGAGGGAAUGUGCGGCGGCCAGUGUGGCUGCAGCCUCUGUGCUGAACGUUCAAUCAAGGCUUACCGAAGACAGCCCUCCUGCGGAGGGGCAGCUUUCCAUCAGUGAACUGGUCGACCAGCUUGAGAAGAAGGCAGCCGUGAAGAGGCUGGAGUCGGCGGCAAAGGCAGCCGCCGAGGAGCGGGCGAGAGCUGCCGCGCAGCCGCUGGAGUGCAGCCAGCGCGCAGUUGUCCGGGACCUCUCCGUCAAAGUGGCCGCCAUGUCCAAGGAACUCGCGCAGAUCAAGAGCGAGCGUGACGUUGCCCUGGAGCGGUUGCGGACACUACGGGCAUCUCUGGGCUCGUCCCGAAUCCCGGGCGACACAGUCUCAGCCGAGGCAGCGGCCACGCCACUCGCCCUGCCUGCAUCAACUGGUGCCGAAUCUCAACACAGCACAGCCCCUGCUGUAGCGCCCGCAAUUGCUGUGGAGGCGGAGUCCCUCAGCGGGUUGUGCACCAUGCUGGCUCACCAUCUGGACGUCCUAGAGGCAUCACAGCAGCCGCUGAGCGGUGUGCUGCAGAGCUGCGAUGAGGCAUAUGCGGAGGAGGACUCGGCAGGGGCGCUGGGUUUAGCAGUUCAGCAGGCUGUGGGGAAGGUCACGCUUGAGGCAGGAGCCAUGCGAUCCACGCUGCAUGUGCUGUCAGCCUGCCUUCCCCAGCUCCAUGCCAAGCCAGCAAGUGCCGGCAGCCAAGCUGAGCCACCGGCAAAGGAGAGCGCAGCGGUGCUGGACUCGAGAGCAGCAGGGCAGGAUCCAAAGUCCAGGGAGGAGAGUACUAGCGCGGCCGCUGCUGCGGCGGCAGCGGCGGUGGCAGAGCUAAAGGCGAAGGCGCAGAAGUGGAAAAUGCGCUGCCAGGAGCUGAAACGCGAAAUGGCCGUCGCCGCGGCCGCGGCGGCCGCGCGCGAGGCGGCAGUCUCUGAGCGGCUGGCCGCAGCCGAGUCAGCCGCUCUGCAGCAGGCGGCCGCAGCUGCGCCCAGCAGGGGAGACCGGCCGGCGGAGGCGGGCCGCUCCAUCUCUGUUCAGGCCCGGGGGGCUCAGGCCGAAGCGCGGGCAGCCGCAGCGCGAGCAGCCGAGGCCGAAGCGCGUCUGGAGGCCGCGCAGAAACAGCUGCACACCGUGCGCGGCGGCGCCUCCGCCGCACAGAGAGCCCUGCAGGAGGAGAUCCAGUCCCUCAAGGCAUGCCUGGCGCAGGAGAAGGCCGGCCGAGCGCGUAUUGUCGAGUCGCUGCGGAGCACCAUUGAUGGCCUGCGAGCCGCCGGCGAUGUCGAGGGCCGGCUCAAGGCGGAGCUCGUCAGUGCGCAGGAGCAGCUGGCAUCUGUGCGCGCAUCUUUGGAGGCCGCCGAAGAGCGCUCGGGCGGCCGGCGCAAAGAAGUUCAGAGCCUCCGGGAGGAGCUGGAUCGCGCGCAGACCGAGCUACGCCGGCGUGGCGCUGAUGCAGAGCUGCAGGAGCACGACGCGACUCUGCGCCUGUCCGACGCGCAGCAGCGCCUGGCCCUGCUUGAGUCCAAAUUGGUUGCAGCAGACACGCAGCAGAGUGAGGUGAAGGCCGCGAUGACAGCUGCGCUGGACUCAGUAGACGGCCUGCAGCCGUCUGACAGGCUUGUGGAGGACGUGCGCAGUCUGCACAAGGCUCUGAAGGCAGCAAACGACCGCUGCCGGCUGCUGGAAAGGCAGGCGACAAGCUUGGCGGAGUCCGGCGAGGAGGACAGGGGCGCGCUGCGCUGGGAGGGCUUCGUCAGGGCACGCCGCUACAGGGAAGCCGUGCAGCAACUGCGCGAGGAUCUUCGUGCAGCCAUCGCAGAGAGGGAAGCUGCGGUGGAGGAGGCCGGGAGGGAGCACACACGCGCAGACGCCAUGCGUGCCGAGGCGAAGGCGCAGAGCCGGCGGCUGGAAGAGGCACGGCGGGCGGCCGAGGAGGAGCGGCAGCGGAGUGCGCAGCAGCACCGGGGGGCCCUCGCCGACAUGGCGGCGCGCAUGGAGGCCGAGCGUGCGGCACUGCGGCAGGAGGCGGCCGCUGCGGCGGCCUCCGCGGCGGCCGCUGCCGAGGACCGCAGCCGCGCGGCGGCCGCCGCGCAGCUUCAGGACGCGCAGGCCCGCGAGCAAGCGAGCGUCCUGGCGGCGCGCGCCGAUUGCGCGCGAGCCGCCCGCGAGCUCGAGUGCCUGCGGCAGCAGUUUCGGGCGUACCAGGCUGUCAAGGCGGGCGAGGUCGCCGGCCUUGAGGCGCGGCUCCGCGUUGCGCUGUCCCAGCCGCCCGCUGCCGGCCGGCCCUGGAAGGCCGCGGCGGCCGCGGACGCCGGCCGGCCGACACAUGGCGGCUCCAGGCCGCAGGCGUCCUCAUCCAGCACGAGGCGUGCCACUGCUCCUGCAAAUGACACUAGGCCGUCGGAGGGGUUGCAGCAGGCAUGUGGCGCAGCAGCGGAGGUGGCGGACGCAGUGCAGCGGGAGGCGGUGGCGGCGGCCGAGCGGGAGGCGGAUCUGGAGCGGCUGCAGCGGCAGGCGGCCGAGGCGGCGGCCGCUGAGGCAAGGGAAACCGCGGAAAAGCUGCGCGAGAAGCUGCAGGCGUGCCAGCGAGAGCUGCGCUCUGUGCAGGACCGCCUAGCUGCUGCGACGGCCGAACGGCGGCAGCAGCCCGCAGCCAACUUCCUUCGGCUCCAAGGGGAGCUGGCAAACGCGCAAGAAGCGCUCAAGGCGGCGCGGUCCGAGAGCACAAGGCGGCUGCGUGAGCUGCAGUCCCUGCAGGGCGCUGCAUCAGGGGCUCCUCUGGGAAACGCUGCAGCGCUGGCCACAGAGACUGCUGCGCGAGAGGCGGCCGAGGCAAAGCUGCGGGAAGUCAAGGCCGCGCUGCUGCGCAAGAAGCAGCUCGUGACCGACCUGCGCAAGCGGGUUGACGAGCUGUCGGAGCAGCUGGUCAAAGCGCAGGCCCAGAACAGUGCGCAGAACCUGCAGGGCAUAGAGACCAAGGCCCGCUCCGCCCAGGCCGCAUGCGCUCGCAAGGACGAAAUGCUGCGGGAGCUGAGGGACCGGAUGGAACACCUCAUGCACGGUGCGGCCGCGCGCGCGGCCGAGGCUGACGUGGCAGAUGACGGCUCCGAGCUGACGCGGUUGCGCAAUGAGCUGGGGCGGCUGCGCACUGAGCUGGCACGCAAGGAUGCUGAGCUGGCGCGGCUGCAGAGCGCCCAAGCCGAUUUGGAGCAGGCCCAACAGGAGGCUGCGACUGCCGGCAUAGGGGCUGACCCUGCGGGCGAAGACCAAGCAGCCAAGCGGCAGGCUGCUCUGACGGCGUGCGGCCUUGGCUUGCUACGAUCCCUGGAACGCGCCCUAGACCUGUCACAGCUCUGCUCCAAAGCCAUGUCAGACGCUGCCGAGCGCCUUUCCUCCAAUGGCGGACAGUCGGCCAAUGCCGACACCAUUGCAGCUCUGGUGGAUCUGAGCGCCAGUGAAGUGCGGGAACUGCUGGGCGAGGAGAGAGGCUGCACCAUGGCUGAGCUUGGCCAGGAAGUGGCGGCCGUGUUGUCAUGCUGCGAAGCAAUAUUGCUCCCAGAGAGCAACGGUGGAGCAGAGACUCAGGCAGCUGGUGGCAACGGGAGGAUGAGGAAUCAGGCGGUGCAGAAAAGCCUGUGUGCUCUGUUAGAUGCUGCUGAGGCUGAGAUACACAGGUGA
This is a messenger RNA of Coccomyxa subellipsoidea C-169, 8376 nucleotides long. RefSeq lists its product as hypothetical. The transcript is spliced from 31 exons. The record is from RefSeq and is a predicted model, not a curated record. Bases 1 to 8376 code for a protein of 2791 amino acids. Lineage: Eukaryota; Viridiplantae; Chlorophyta; Trebouxiophyceae; Coccomyxaceae.